Neogale vison (American mink) is the source of this 2832-nucleotide messenger RNA. It is a transcript of the gene IP6K2, whose product is annotated as inositol hexakisphosphate kinase 2. Gene Ontology annotation, molecular function: inositol hexakisphosphate kinase activity. The transcript is spliced from 5 exons. Bases 1415 to 2557 code for a protein of 380 amino acids. Gene Ontology annotation, cellular component: cytoplasm; nucleus. NCBI's taxonomy places the organism in Eukaryota, Metazoa, Chordata, Mammalia, Carnivora, Mustelidae. Gene Ontology annotation, biological process: phosphatidylinositol phosphate biosynthetic process; inositol phosphate biosynthetic process. The record is from RefSeq and is a predicted model, not a curated record.
UCGCCAUCGCCUGGCGAGGAGAUGAGAGGCGGCGCUGCCGAGGAAGGCCCCGGGCAGCCAUCCCGGGAGCCCUCACCCCUCCCCUCACUCUGUUUUCCCUCCUCCUCCUCUUGGCCCUCAGCCCAGCACCUCACACCCUCAGUUUGCAAGCCCUGGUAAGAUUGCUCAAUUGUUUUGUUUUGUGGAUUUGUUUUGAGUUUAUUUUUGGUGGAAGUGUAGUUGUGUUUUAUGUUCAGGUGUCUCUUGAUCUCAGUAACCCAUAGGCCCCCGUGGGGGAACAGCGGGGGAAGACUUUGGGAGGAUUUUACCCAGAAUCCUUGCGGCCUGCUUUUUGUCCUCCAGGAAACCAGAAGCCCUGGUGAUUAGGACAAAGCCAAAGGCCCCUUGUUAGCUGGCCGCCCCUGCCCCCUAUUUCCCCCUGGUUCUUUCCCCGGGCCACAGGGAAGUGUGGUCCCCUGAAUUCCCCACCCAAGCUCCUCUGCUUCUCUGCGCCCAGAGCCAGGGACCACCUCAGAAGUGUCAUCUCUCUCUGAGCACGCAUUCCCCUGCAGCGAGCGAGCGAGCAAGCGGGCGGGCAGCAAGGACUGAGCAAAUUGAGUGAUCCCAGGCCACAGAGGCCUGGGAGGAAAGGUGUUCAGCCAGUCGGUUGUAAGGCGCUCGUCGGCACCUGCUGAAAUGCUCCCACCUGACAGCCCCCUCCUCAAAGACUGUCUAAUUACACAUGGCAGGUUCUAGAGACUCAAGGGGGAGAGCUGCUUUCAAGGCCACCACGCGUCUGUGCUCCCGGCCGGACCCUAUUUGCCUUGUGUUCAUUUUGUUCUUUUGUGACUGCAAAGACCAAAUAAAGUAACAUGUUUGAGGACAAAAGGCUUGGGGUGCCCACCCGUGUGGGGGUGCGCUGCAAGAAGCCUUUGCUAGGGUGUCUCUUGUGCUGUGUGGUUUGUUUUGUUUGCUCCUUUAUUUUGUUUUGCUUGCCCAGUCUUCCCUUACCCUUGGAUGCUUCUUAACCCUCAGGGCAAACCUUUGUUCCCCUCAGGGCAAACCUUUGUUCCCGCAUUCGGCUCUGCUUUAAAGCAAGCCUCAGGCCGUCGGAGUUUCUGUUUAGGGCAUCAAAAAUUCCCGCAAGAUAUAAAGAGCAAAUGUUUUCACGUCUCUCUUAGGAUUAGAAGAAUUACAUAAAACUUAAUAAACAUUUUCAAUGAUGGAAAAAUGUGUCUUGUAAUUCUUUGGCUCUUGCCUUGUUGAGUGCAUCAGAGAGGAAGACUCUCGGCCAUGUUUGCUCCCUAAUCGCUUGUCUUGUGUGGUGUCAUCUUUUCUAGCUGUUUUGAUAUUUGUUAGGUUUGCAGAUGAGUUUGGGGCCUCUGGCAACAUAGAGACUAAGGAACAGGGUAAGAAAAAAACAAAUGUUACAAUCAUGUUAUUUAUAACACAUCUUCUGUGGGAAUUAAAAGUUCUCUCUGCUCCUCACCCCCCCCUUGCAGGUGUGGUAUCUGUACGCUUUGAAGAGGAUGAAGACAGGAACUUAUGUUUAAUAGCAUAUCCACUAAAGGGGGACCAUGGAACUUUGGACAGUGUAGACAAUUCAGACUGUGAACCAAAAAGUAAGCUCCUGAGGUGGACAAACAAAAAACAUCAUGUUCUAGAAACGGAGAAGAGCCCCAAGGACUGGGUGAGGCAGCACCGGAAAGAGGAGAAGAUGAAGAGCCAUAAAUUGGAAGAAGAAUUUGAGUGGUUAAAGAAAUCUGAAGUCUUGUACUACAGUGUAGAGAAAAAGGGGAACGUCAGCUCCCAGCUUAAACACUAUAACCCUUGGAGCAUGAAGUGUCACCAGCAGCAGUUACAGAGAAUGAAGGAGAACGCAAAACAUCGGAACCAGUACAAAUUCAUCUUACUGGAAAACCUGACUUCCCGCUACGAGGUGCCUUGUGUCCUGGACCUCAAGAUGGGUACCCGCCAGCACGGUGACGAUGCUUCAGAGGAGAAAGCAGCCAACCAGAUCCGCAAGUGCCAGCAGAGCACGUCCGCAGUCAUCGGUGUUCGUGUGUGUGGCAUGCAGGUGUACCAGGCAGGCAGUGGGCAGCUUAUGUUCAUGAACAAGUACCAUGGGCGGAAGCUGUCGGUGCAAGGCUUCAAGGAGGCACUUUUCCAGUUUUUCCACAACGGUCGGUACCUGCGCCGUGAGCUCCUGGGCCCUGUGCUUAAGAAGCUGACUGAGCUCAAGGCCGUUUUGGAGCGACAGGAGUCCUAUCGCUUCUACUCAAGUUCCCUACUGGUCAUCUAUGAUGGCAAGGAAUGGCCUGAGGUGGCCCUGGACUCAGAUGCUGAGGACUUGGAGGACCUGUCAGAAGAGUCAGCUGACGAGUCUGCUGGUGCCUAUGCCUACAAGCCCAUCGGCACCAGCUCCGUGGACGUGCGCAUGAUCGACUUUGCACACACCACCUGCAGGCUAUAUGGCGAGGACAGCGUGGUACAUGAGGGCCAGGAUGCUGGCUAUAUCUUUGGGCUCCAGAGCCUGAUAGACAUUGUCACAGAGAUAAGUGAGGAAAGCGGGGAGUGAGCUUGCUGGCUGCCCCAGCGCUUGAGAGACUCUCUGUGUCCCAGGCACAGCUGUGCUGCGUCGGGGAGGAGGCCAGUAUGGCCAGGCCGUUGGCCCCUGCAGCCUGGAGCUGAUGUGCAGAGGCCUCUGUGAGUCCCAGCCUGAGCCAGCCCUAACCGCGUUCGGAGUCUUUUAUUUAUUUUAACUAUUUCUUCAACAUUCCACAUUUGAUGAUGCAGAUACCUCUUUCUUCCCUGAGUGUAAAUGUUCUAAUACAAAUCUUUUUGUUAAUUGUA